Xyrauchen texanus (razorback sucker) is the source of this 4764-nucleotide messenger RNA. RefSeq names its product protocadherin Fat 4-like. Gene Ontology annotation, biological process: homophilic cell-cell adhesion. The record is from RefSeq and is a predicted model, not a curated record. Gene Ontology annotation, molecular function: calcium ion binding. Lineage: Eukaryota; Metazoa; Chordata; Actinopteri; Cypriniformes; Catostomidae. Gene Ontology annotation, cellular component: plasma membrane.
GUUGUUGGCGAGAUGUUUGGCCCUUUGUUCUUCGUGCUUAUGGCGCACAGCGCUUAUGGAGACGUGAGUUAUUCUUUUCCGGAGGAGAUGAAACGCGGAUCUGUGAUUGGAAAUAUAGCGAAGGAUCUCGGGCUUGAUGUGAACAGACUAUUAUCUCGAAAGGCUCGUAUUGAUACUGAAGGAAACAGAAAACGAUAUUGUGAUAUUAAUCUGAAUACUGGAGAACUGAUCGUAGCGGAGAGGAUCGACAGGGAGGAGAUUUGUGGCGACAGGGUUUCAUGUGUUUUACAAUUCGAGUUCAUGUUGGAGGAUCCAUUAGAGCUGCACCGUGUUUCGGUUCAAAUUCAGGAUAUUAACGACAAUUCCCCUCAUUUCUCAAAAGAAUUAAUCACAUUUGAAAUCAAUGAGUCUGCUGAUCGAGGUACUCGAUAUCGUUUGAAUGCGGCUCAUGAUGCAGAUAUAGGACAGAAUGCAGUGCAGAGAUACAGUCUACAGAACAAUGAUCACUUUAAACUGGCUGUUAAUUCAAAUAUAGACGGAGAAAAGAAAUUGGAAUUACUGCUGGAGAAAGAAUUAGACCGUGAGCAGCAAAAAGAGGUGAAUUUAAUUGUCACUGCGGUUGAUGGCGGGACUCCACCGAGAUCAGGUACUGUAGCCAUACACGUCACUGUACUGGAUGCUAAUGAUAAUGCUCCAGUCUUUAGUCAGGCCGUCUAUAAAGUCAGUCUGCCUGAAAAUUCUCCUGUAGAUACUGUAGUGGUUACUGUGAGCGCUACUGAUGCUGACGAGGGACAACAUGGAGAAGUGACAUAUGAAUUCAGUCGUAUCUCAGACAGAUCCAGAAAGCUGUUUUCAUUGGAUACAAAUAAAGGUGACAUUCGAGUUAAAGGAUCACUUGAUUUUGAAGACGAAACUGUUUAUGAAUUUCUCGUCGAAGGAAAAGAUGCAUUUGGUCUAUCUAGUGACGCUAAAGUUGUAAUAGAACUUGCAGAUUUUAAUGACAAUGCUCCUGAGAUACGUUUGAAGUCUAUGCGUAAUCCAAUUCCUGAGAACGCGUCACCCGGUACAGAGGUUGGCAUCAUUAAUGUGCAGGACAGAGACUCUGAGAAUAACGGACAGGUGCGCUGCUCCAUUCAGCAAAACGUCCCAUUUAAACUCGUCCCUUCAAUCAAAAAUUACUAUUCUCUGGUGACCACAGGUGAAUUAGACCGCGAGCUGGUGUCUGAUUAUAACAUCACAAUUACUGCUACUGAUGAGGGCUCUCCACCUUUAUCUUCCACUAAGAAUAUUCACUUCACUGUAGCUGACGUGAAUGAUAACCCACCUGUAUUUGAGGAGCAGAAUUACAGAGCUAAUGUGCAAGAAAAUAACAAACCGGGCUCCUCUAUUUGUUCAGUAUCAGCUACAGACCCGGACUGGAGACAGAAUGGCACUGUAGUUUAUUCUCUGUUGCCCUCUGAUGUCAAUGGCGCACCGGUGUCCUCCUUUUUAUCUAUUAACGGAGACACCGGGGUCCUUCAUGCCGUGAGGUCGUUUGAUUACGAGCAGUUGAGAAGUUUCAAAGUGCUCGUGUUAGCCAGAGACAACGGGUCUCCUCCUCUGAGCAGUAACGUGACCGUGAGUGUCUUCAUAACGGAUGAGAAUGACAUCCCUCAGAUAUUAUACCCCUCUCCGGAAGGGAACUCCUUGAUGACCGAGAUGGUCCCCAAAGCUGCGCAGUCGGGCUCCCUGGUCUCCAAGGUGAUCGCUGUGGACGCGGAUUCUGGACAGAACGCGUGGCUCUCGUAUCACAUUAUUAAAGCGACUGAUCCGGGACUUUUCACUAUCGGUGUCCACAGCGGAGAGAUCAGGACGCAGCGGGACAUUUCUGAAUCUGACAGCAUGAAACAGAACCUGAUUGUCUCCGUGAGAGAUAACGGACAUCCUCUCUCAGCCACGUGCGCAAUGUAUUUACUGAUAUCAGAUAACUUGGCUGAAGUUCCAGAACUGAAAGACAUGUCUCAUGACGAGAGCAGCUCCAAACUGACGUUUUAUUUGAUCAUCACGCUGGUGUCCGUUUCCACUUUCUUCCUCACCUUCAUCAUCAUCAUCCUGGCCGUGAGGUUUUGUCGCAGGAGAAAGCCCAGACUGUUGUUUGAUGGAGCUGUAGCCAUUCCCAGCGCGUAUCUCCCUCCAAAUUACGCAGACGUGGAGGGCGCGGGAACUCUCCGCAGCACUUACAAUUAUGACGCAUAUCUGACCACGGGCUCGCGCACUAGUGACUUCAAGUUCAUCAGAUCUUAUAAUGAGGGCACGCUGACCUCUGACCUGACUCUGAAAAAGACUCCGUGCUCUGUGGAUGAUCUUGAAGGGCUUGAUUCGGAAAUGAGUGUUUCGUCCCAGAUGUUUGUCCUUUUGUUCUUCGUGCUUAUGGCGCACAGCGCUUAUGGAGACGUGAGUUAUUCUUUUCCGGAGGAGAUGAAACGCGGAUCUGUGAUUGGAAAUAUAGCGAAGGAUCUCGGGCUCGAUGUGAAACAAAUAUCAUCUCGAAAGGCUCGUAUUGAUACUGAAGGUAACAGAAAACGAUAUUGUGAUAUUAAUCUGAAUACUGGAGAACUGAUCGUAGCGGAGAGGAUGGACAGAGAGGCCCUGUGUAGAGACAAACGGACGUGUUUUAUUUAUUUCGAAUUUGUCCUAGAAUAUCCAUUGCAAUUACAUCGUGUUAAUCUCCAAAUAGAAGACAUAAACGACAAUUCACCUAUUUUUCCUAAAGAUUUAGUCAAACUUGAUAUUAGUGAAUCUGCUGAUAAAGGGGCGCGUUUUCGUGUAAAUGAAGCUCGCGAUGCAGAUAUAGGACAAAAUUCCGUGCAAAGCUACACACUGCAGAGGAAUGAAAAUUUUGUUCUUGUUGUGAAUUCUGAAACAGGCGAUAUCAAAUAUAUCGAGCUAGUUUUAGACAAAGAGUUAGAUCGUGAACGGGAGAAGGAGAUCACUUUAAUUGUCACUGCGGUUGAUGGCGGGACUCCACCGAGAUCAGGUACUGUAGCCAUACACGUCACUGUACUGGAUGCUAAUGAUAAUGCUCCAGUCUUUAGUCAGGCCGUCUAUAAAGUCAGUCUGCCUGAAAAUUCUCCUGUAGAUACUGUAGUGGUUACUGUGAGCGCUACUGAUGCUGACGAGGGACAAAAUGGAGAGGUGACAUAUGAAUUUAGUCACAUUACUGAAACGGCAAAACAAAUAUUUUCACUGGAUCACAAAUCAGGUGAAAUUAGGUUGAUAGGGUUAGUCGACUUUGAGGAUGAGUUCAAAUAUGAAAUUGUUGUUGAAGGAAUAGAUGGUAAUGGACUUUCAUCAGUUGCAAACGUUAUCAUAGAUAUCACAGAUAUAAAUGACUAUGCCCCCGUUACAGUAAUAAAAUCUCUGAACAGCCCCGUGCCCGAGAAUGCGUCACCCGGUACAGAGGUUGGCAUCAUUAAUGUGCAGGACAGAGACUCUGAGAAUAACGGACAGGUGCGCUGCUCCAUUCAGCAAAACGUCCCAUUUAAACUCGUCCCUUCAAUCAAAAAUUACUAUUCUCUGGUGACCACAGGUGAAUUAGACCGCGAGCUGGUGUCUGAUUAUAACAUCACAAUUACUGCUACUGAUGAGGGCUCUCCACCUUUAUCUUCCACUAAGAAUAUUCACUUCACUGUAGCUGACGUGAAUGAUAACCCACCUGUAUUUGAGGAGCAGAAUUACAGAGCUAAUGUGCAAGAAAAUAACAAACCGGGCUCCUCUAUUUGUUCAGUAUCAGCUACAGACCCGGACUGGAGACAGAAUGGCACUGUAGUUUAUUCUCUGUUGCCCUCUGAUGUCAAUGGCGCACCGGUGUCCUCCUUUUUAUCCAUUAACGGAGAUACCGGGGUCCUUCAUGCCGUGAGGUCGUUUGAUUACGAGCAGAUGAGAAGUUUCAAAGUGCUCGUGUUAGCCAGAGACAACGGGUCUCCUCCUCUGAGCAGUAACGUGACCGUGAGUGUCUUCAUAACGGAUGAGAAUGACAACUCCCCUCAGAUAUUAUACCCCUCACCGGAAGGGAACUCCUUGAUGACCGAGAUGGUCCCCAAAGCUGCGCAGGCGGGCUCCCUGGUCUCCAAGGUGAUCGCCGUGGACGCGGAUUCUGGACAGAACGCGUGGCUCUCGUAUCACAUUAUUAAAGCGACUGAUCCGGGACUUUUCACUAUCGGUGUCCACAGCGGAGAGAUCAGGACGCAGCGGGACAUUUCUGAAUCUGACAGCAUGAAACAGAACCUGAUUGUCUCCGUGAGAGAUAACGGACAGUCCUCUCUCUCAGCCACGUGCGCAUUGUAUUUACUGAUAUCAGAUAACUUGGCUGAAGUUCCAGAACUGAAAGACAUGUCUCAUGACGAGAGCAGCUCCAAACUGACGUUUUAUUUGAUCAUCGCGCUGGUGUCCGUUUCCACUUUCUUCCUCACCUUCAUCAUCAUCAUCCUGGCCGUGAGGUUUUGUCGCAGGAGAAAGCCCAGACUGUUGUUUGAUGGAGCUGUAGCCAUUCCCAGCGCGUAUCUCCCUCCAAAUUACGCAGACGUGGAGGGCGCGGGAACUCUCCGCAGCACUUACAAUUAUGACGCAUAUCUGACCACGGGCUCGCGCACUAGUGACUUCAAGUUCAUCAGAUCUUAUAAUGAGGGCACGCUGACCUCUGACCUGACUUUGAAAAAGACUCCGUGCUCUGUGGAUGAUCUUGAAGGGCUUGAUGCAGAUACAACUAGUUUUUCUGAGGUAUGA